AUGAUCCUCAGCGGCCUCGAGAUCAUCACCCGGCACUUGGUACGCAAUGUAGCAAACAUUGCUCAUCAACAGCAGCCCUGCGGCGUCGACCUUACCCUCCGCCAAGCAUCCCAAUGGACAUCUCCAGCAGUUCUCGACGCAGACAAUACCCACCGGCGAGCAGCUCAGACCACGCCUCUCCCAUUCCACACCACAGACAACACCAUCACCCUCCCCCAUGGCGCCUACUUGAUCGACUUCAACGAAACCGUCAAGAUCCCGCUCGACUGCAUGGCCUCCCUUUUCCCGCGCUCAUCACUUUGGAGAUCAGGUGUAGGAAUCGAAUCGGGCCUCGUGGAUGCUGGGUAUGAGGGUGCUAUGGGCGCUUUGAUGCAUGUUAAGAAUCCUCAUGGAGUUGUUUUGCAUCGAGGGGCGAAGCUGGCGCAGGUUGUCUUUGAGGAGAUGGAGGGUGAGGUUGAGGGGUAUCGUGGGGUUUAUCAGGCUUCGAUGAGUAGCGCCGGGCGUAAUGGACGCGAAGGCGAACUUUAA
This is a messenger RNA of Zasmidium cellare ATCC 36951, 528 nucleotides long. RefSeq lists its product as uncharacterized. Lineage: Eukaryota; Fungi; Ascomycota; Dothideomycetes; Mycosphaerellales; Mycosphaerellaceae. The record is from RefSeq and is a predicted model, not a curated record. The transcript has a single exon. The coding region runs from base 1 to 528 and encodes 175 amino acids.